Rotaria sp. Silwood2 is the source of this 912-nucleotide messenger RNA. Lineage: Eukaryota; Metazoa; Rotifera; Eurotatoria; Philodinida; Philodinidae. The record is from the annotation of a GenBank genome assembly.
AUGUUAUCUCCAAUAAUGGAUAGAGAUGAACAACAAUUAAAACCGACAAAUGAAAUUGUUAAACUUGUACUUAAUUCAAAUUCAUCAUUAACUACAAAUACUAAUCCAAUACAAGUUGAAAUUCAAAUGCCUGUACAUUUAGAAAAAGUUUAUAUGUAUGAAGCUGAAACUCAAACAUCAUAUGAUGAUAAUAAAAAUAAUAUUUCAGAUUUAUUAAGUAAAGAAGCAGGUGAUGAAGCUCGUUUAACAGGUUCAAAUAAAUAUGGUUUAUUAUCAUUAGAUGAAUAUCAAAUAAUGCGUACAGGUGAAGAACAUUGUUUAAAAAAAUAUUUUUCGGAUGAUGAUAUUAGUCUAACAGAUGAAGAAAUUAUUGUAGAAAAACAAAUGAAAGAUAUGAAUUUAGAUGAAGAUCGAACAGUUCUAAUUGAAAAUUUAAAUAAUAAUGCAUCAACUAUUUUACAUACAUCACAUUCUAAUUUAUCAAAUACAUUAUUAAUUGAUGAUACAACACAUUUAUCAGCAACAUUAGCACAAUCAACAUCAUCACGUAUAUCUCAUAGUCGAUAUAUACAAACUUUUAAAGAUGAUGUUGAUGAUGAUGAUGAAGAACUUGAUCAACUUAUUGCAUCAACAUUUACACCUAUUAUUGAACAUGAACAAAUUUUAUCAACAACAAAUAAAAUAUAUUCAAAUCAGAAAAAUUUAUCAUCCAUACGUUGUUUUGUUCGUCAAGCAAUUGAUUCAUGUCGUCAAAAUUUAACAUUAGUUGAUCAAUUACUUGAAAAUAUUCCAUUAUCAUCAUAUGAACAUAUACUUCAACGAAAAGUUCAUCGUACAAAUUGUAUUGUUAAUAUUCCAAAUACAAUUAAAGGACUUCAAUAUUAUCCAUCAACAAGUGUUCAAACUGAAUAA